This is a messenger RNA of Hibiscus syriacus, 1809 nucleotides long. Its product is annotated as carotenoid 9,10(9',10')-cleavage dioxygenase 1-like. Gene Ontology annotation, molecular function: carotenoid dioxygenase activity. NCBI's taxonomy places the organism in Eukaryota, Viridiplantae, Streptophyta, Magnoliopsida, Malvales, Malvaceae. The record is from RefSeq and is a predicted model, not a curated record. Gene Ontology annotation, biological process: carotene catabolic process. The transcript is spliced from 14 exons. Gene Ontology annotation, cellular component: chloroplast stroma. Bases 71 to 1615 code for a protein of 514 amino acids.
ACUGAUAUACAAUAAUCACACAUACUUGCCGUUGUCUCCUACCACUAUCAGUUGGAUACAUUGGAGAGAAAUGGCGGAGGAAAAGGUGAAGCUGGUGAACGGUGACGGCGUCGGAGGUGGAAAGGGAAUCGUGGAGGUGAACCCCAAGCCCCAGAAAGGGCUAAGUGCGACGCUGAUUGACUGGUUUGAGCAGUUGAUAGUGAAAUUUAUGUACGAUUCUUCUAAGCCUCAACACUAUCUCUCCGGUAACUUCGCGCCUGCUCCGACGGAAACUCCACCCACCCAAUAUCUUCCCGUCAAAGGCCAUCUCCCUGAAUGCUUGAAUGGCGAAUUCGUAAGGGUUGGGCCCAACCCCAAGUUUGCCCCUGUUGCUGCAUAUCACUGGUUUGAUGGAGAUGGAAUGAUUCAUGGUAUGCGCAUCAAGGAUGGAAAGGCGACAUACGUGUCUCGUUAUGUCAAGACAUCACGUCUUAAACAGGAAGAGUAUUUCGGAGGGGCAAAAUUUAUGAAGGUCGGAGACCUUAAAGGAUUAUUUGGACUGCUCAUGGUCAAUAUAUAUAAGCUGAGAGAAAAGGCUAAAGUGUUAGAUCUAUCAUACGGGAAUGGGACUGCUAAUACAGCUCUUAUAUAUCACCAUGGGAAACUUCUGGCACUUCAAGAGGCAGAUAAACCUUAUGUCCUAAAAGUUUUGGAGGAUGGCGAUCUCCAAACUCUUGGCAUGCUUGAUUAUGACAAGCGAUUAUCACAUUCCUUCACUGCUCAUCCGAAGGUUGAUCCAGUCACUGGUGAGAUGUUUACUUUUGGCUAUGGACACGAACCUCCUUAUAUUACAUACAGAGUUAUUUCAAAAGAUUUAAAUUUUCAGGAAAUGGUUAAAGAAAAGAAGCUGAUAUACUCAUUUGAUGCUUCAAAGAAGGCUCGUUUUGGUGUGCUUCCACGAUAUGCAAAAGAUGAUCGCCUAAUCAGAUGGUUUGAGCUUCCUAAUUGCUUUAUCUUCCAUAAUGCGAAUGCUUGGGAGGAGGGAGAUGAAGUUGUUCUGAUCACUUGCCGCCUUCAAAAUCCAGAUCUGGACAUGGUCAAUGGGGAGGUCAAAGAUAAGCUUGAUAAUUUUACAAAUGAGCUGUAUGAGAUGAGAUUCAACAUGAAAAGUGGUUGUGCUCUACAAAAGAAAUUAUCUGCUUCUGCUGUAGAUUUCCCCAGGGUGAACGAAUACUACACUGGCAGGAAACAAAGGUAUGUGUAUGGAACCAUUUUGGACAGCAUUGCAAAAGUCACAGGGAUUGUGAAAUUUGAUCUGCACACGGAACCAGAGGUCGGAAAAACAAAGAUUGAAGUUGGGGGAAAUGUUGCAGGGGUCUUUGACUUGGGUCCUGGUAGAUUUGGUUCAGAAGCUGUUUUUGUGCCUUGUGAACCGGGGACCACUGGUGAAGAGGAUGAUGGCUACUUGAUAUUCUUUGUACAUGAUGAAAAUACCGGAAAAUCUGCAGUGAAUGUGAUUGAUGCAAAAACAAUGUCAGCAGAUCCUGUUGCGGUUGUCGAGCUACCCCACAGGGUUCCUUAUGGGUUCCAUGCAUUCUUUGUGACAGAGGAACAACUUCAAGAGCAAGCAAUAUAGAAAUGGUUGGGAUUUUUCUUUUCGGCCAGCAGAGGAAUGAAGAUAUGCAAUUGCCUUUGUUUAAUAGACAGACACAUUAUUAUAUAUAUCCUGUAAUAAUAAUGCCUCUCCAGUAUACAGAACUAUUACCUGUUUGCGCAUGGGUAAAAGAUACUAUAAUUUUUAUAUAUCCGAUGUUGGAUGAGGUUUCUUCA